AUGGAUAGGAGAGACCAGGCUAAGGAUAAAGGAAGAAAUUACAAUGGAGGAAAGAAAUGGAUAGGAGAGACAAGGCUAAGGGAUAAAGGAAGAAAUUACAAUGGAGGAAAGAAAUGGAUAGGAGAGACAAGGCUAAGGGAUAAAGGAAGAAAUUACAAUGGAGGAAAGAAAUGGAUAGGAGAGACCAGGCUAAGGGAUAAAGGAAGAAAUUACAAUGGAGGAAAGAAAUGGAUAGGAGAGACCAGGCUAAGGGAUAAAGGAAGAAAUUACAAUGGAGGAAAGAAAUGGAUAGGAGAGACCAGGCUAAGGAUAAAGGAAGAAAUUACAAUGGAGGAAAGAAAUGGAUAG
Molecule: messenger RNA, 348 nt
Organism: Arctia plantaginis
Lineage: Eukaryota; Metazoa; Arthropoda; Insecta; Lepidoptera; Erebidae
Source: the annotation of a GenBank genome assembly